GUCACACGUUCAUCUCCGCGCAACGAAGCAAGGACAGGAACCCUAGCAUAAUCUGGGCACUAUCGGUAGAGUGUGGUAUCACGACGGACAGCAAGAAGGGCUACAUCGCAUCAGGAUUCAGCGACCCCGAAGCUAGAAGAGUGCGCGCCGGUGGUGGUUGAUUUGAAGUCUUUUCAACCGAGGGCACGCGCGAUGGGUUCGGGCGGAGCCGCAGCUUGGGUGGAAAGUCCGCUGGCACUCGUGUUAGCCGUGUGUGCAUCUGUGCUGGCGUUGGCGCUCGGCAGCCGAAACAUGCUGCUGCACGCGCGCAACUACAACUUCCCUCGGACGCAGAAGUACAUAUUCCGCAUUCUCAUCGUGGUUCCGGUCUACGCCAUCUGUUCGUGCAUCGCCAUCAUCGGCUCCACAGGCGACGUGGUUGUGGUGGCCUUGAUCGUUCGCGACUGCUACGAGGCCUUCGUUGUGUACUCUUUUCUUACCCUUAUCCUCGAGCACGCGGGGGGCGACUACAACUGCAUCGAGCAGAUCAAGCACCUGCCACCGGUGCCGCACCCUUUCCCACUGUGCUGCUUGGCUCGUGUGCGUCGGGACGGCACCCUCCUCCGCCUGUCGAAGCAAUCGACCCUGCAGUUCGUGGUCGUGAAGCCGACCAUGGCCAUCCUUAGUCUUCUCGCCCUCGCGCUUGGGCAGUACUACUCCGACUCGUUCCAGGUAACCCUUCUGGUGGUGUACAACUCCAGCUACAGCGUGGCGCUCUACGGUUUGCUUAUGUUCUACAGGGCGUGCGGCCCCCUGCUGGCGCCGUUCAGGCCUGUUCAGAAGUUCUUUGCCGUGAAAAGCAUCAUCUUCGCCACCUACUGGCAGAACGUCGUCGUGCACUUCAUUCCCGGGCUAUCCUCGGAGCAAAUCCUCCUGUGGAACGACUGGCUAAUCUGCAUGGAGCUGGUGGCGUUUGCCCUGCUGCUGAACUCAGCGUUCCCGUGGCACGAUUUCAUCAUGGAGCACCACGACAAGCCGGUGCUUGAAAACGUCCGGGAGAUGAUCAACGUCAGGGACGUCUUCCAAGACGCGUACCACAGCUUCAUGCCGUCCUACCAAGACUACGUCGUGGCCAGGGACGACCUCGACCCCAACACGCCCGUCGCAGGCGGGGGGGGAGGGGUCGCACGCCCUGCGGGGGGUAGCGGCGGGAAGAAGGAGUCGAGGGUGGUUCGCACUCGGACGUUUCUUAUCGGCAACCUGGACAGGGGGAACAUGAGCAAGCCGACCCUGUCGACUGACGGAACUCAGUCGACCGACGAGAGCGAUAACCCCGCAGCCGGUGGCGGCAGCCACCCCGCCAAGGGUGGUCGGGGUAGGCUAUCUGUCGACGAUGAGGACUUGGAGGGAGGCCUGGACGAGGACUGGGGGCACGACGUGAAUGUCAUCGAGCUACAGAACAGAUUACCGGACACAAGCAGCAGCAGAGGGGGGGGCAAAAGCAAGCCCAAGCCAAAGCGGAGUAAAGGAGCGGCAGCGGCGGCAACAGAGGUGGAAGCGGCGGCGGCGGCGGCGGCGGCAGCGGCGCAAGAAGAGACAGCAGCGGCGGCGGCGGCCCAAAGUGGCACUGCUGCAAGCCAGGGCGUAGCUGGGGUGGCCGUUUGA
Ectocarpus siliculosus is the source of this 1644-nucleotide messenger RNA. Lineage: Eukaryota; Phaeophyceae; Ectocarpales; Ectocarpaceae. The record is from the annotation of a GenBank genome assembly.